Messenger RNA from Cuscuta epithymum, 1715 nucleotides. The record is from the annotation of a GenBank genome assembly. Lineage: Eukaryota; Viridiplantae; Streptophyta; Magnoliopsida; Solanales; Convolvulaceae.
CCGUAACCUCUUUUUCAUUAAUGGGUAGAAAGAAGGAGAAGAUGACAAACAAGGAGCAGAUCUAACUCAGGAAAUUCUACUUCCCACCGACAAACAGUUUCUUCUCUGCAUUGUUGGGCCUCUCUAUAACUUCAGCCCACAUUUUAUCACACUGAUUAUUCUUGAAGAAGAUGGUUCUUGAAUCUUGAUUGAGAAUUUGAGUGUACCUUUUCUUUACUUGAGUUGUGGAGAACUGAAGCUUUUCUGGAAGGCUGAACGAGAAAAAUAAUCAUGUUCAAGCUGUUGCCACGGCGGAACAACAAAAACAAUGGCUUCAAAGUGAAGCAUGCUCUUCAGAUAUGUGUUCUGGUAGGCGUUUGCAUUUGGCUGCUUUAUCAAGUCCAACACUCCACUAAUAAGAAAGAAGCAUCUGGAGAAUCAACUAGCCUCUCUGAGAAGGUGGAGACUGGUAAUAGUAUCUUAAACCUGGGAAGGAAAGACCUUAAACCUCAAACAGAUGAAGAAGAUGCUGAAGGUUUAACAAACAAGGAUCCAGAUGAAGAGGUGGAAGAUGAGAGUGAGCCAAAUAAUGAUGGAGAUGUAAAAGCAGAAGAUAAUUCAGAGACAGAAAGCAAUGAAGGUAAGGAAACUAUAGAGGAAAAGGUGCAAAAGGAUGAAGAAGAGGAAACUGGUAGUGAGGGAGAGAGAGAUAUGGAACACAAAGAUGUGGAGAGAGAAAGGGCAGAUAAUGAUGAUACCAGAGAAGAGAAGAAUGAGAAUGUUAGUGAAGAUGGGACAGACAGGGAGACAGAAGUGGAAAAUGGAAGUGAAGAAGAGAAUAGCGGAAGCAAAGAGGAUGGAGAUGAGGAAACAAAUGAAAAUGGAGGUGAACAUAAGGAUGCUCAAGUUGGGGAAAACAAUGACACUGAAUCAAGAGAUGAAAAGCAGGAAGAACAUGGUGAGAACUCUAGUCAAAGUGAUGAGAAAAUCAUGGAUGAUUCAAACUCAACUAUUUCAUCGACGAAUGGGACAAUUUCAGAAGCCUUAGCUGAUGGACUAAGUGACAGCACAGAUUCAACUGGAGGGGAGGAGAACAAUGAUUCUAUUAAUACCCAUACAGAAGAGACCGUCAAAGCGUCAAUUGAUGAUGAAAUAACUACCAAUUUGGAUGAAAACAAGUCAACAGAUUUGUUAAACUCCGGAAAUGAAGAAUUGCCAGAAAACAAGAAUCCAGAUGAAUCAUCCAGUUCAGUUUCUCAAGAAGAAAAAGAUGUCCUUACAGAUGUGGUAACUGAAGGAAAUAGUGAUGAACAUGCCACCAAUGAUUAAAUAGAUCAGGUGGAUUCACAUGUUCAGUCAUGUGUCCUCUUUCUUUAAUUCCUACUCUUAAAGAGUAAAUUGAAUUACUGUAAAUGCUGCUUGCCAGGCAGCAAAAAGCUAUAUUGUAUAAGUAUAUUCACUCUCUGCAAACUCUGAUAUAGGAGACAAAAAGUCUCUGUCAUAUGAAUUUGAAAACUUUGGUAAGAAGCGCCUGUGAAAAAAUUCAUUUUAUUAGUGUUGUUAUUUGUCGAGUUUAUGAUUCCAUUUAGCAUAUUCAGUGUUUUAUGACUUCGAGAUACAUUAGUGAAUAUCUACUGUGUAAUUAGAUGAAUUUGGUUGAACAAACUUGGGCUAAGAAGAAAAUUCUCAUUAGUGAAUGUCUACUGUGUUGUUAUCUGUCACUAUUGUUCAAUUGC